This is a messenger RNA of Euleptes europaea (tarantolino), 669 nucleotides long. It is a transcript of the gene RNASET2, whose product is annotated as ribonuclease T2. Gene Ontology annotation, cellular component: extracellular region. Gene Ontology annotation, molecular function: ribonuclease T2 activity; RNA binding. The record is from RefSeq and is a predicted model, not a curated record. The transcript has 8 exons. The coding region runs from base 64 to 666 and encodes 200 amino acids. Gene Ontology annotation, biological process: RNA catabolic process. Lineage: Eukaryota; Metazoa; Chordata; Lepidosauria; Squamata; Sphaerodactylidae.
CCUCGCUUCCAUGACUGGAAGAAAUUCUACUUUGUUCAUCAUUGGCCAGUGACUGUGUGUAAGAUGAGUGAGAAUGAUUGCGACAGUCCUCCCAUGUAUUGGACAAUCCAUGGCCUCUGGACUGAUAAAGCAGAAGAUUGUAAUAAAACCUGGCACUUCAAUUUAACGGAAAUUAAGGAUCUCUUGGUAGGCAUGAGGCAAUACUGGCCAGACGUGCUUCAUACAAACCGUACCAAGUUCUGGAAGCAUGAGUGGGACAAACAUGGGACUUGUGCCGCCACACUGGAAUCUCUUAAUUCCCAGAAAAAGUACUUCAGUAAAGCACUGGAACUGUAUGGAAAACUUGACCUCAACAGUUAUCUCUUGAAACUGGGAAUAAAGCCAGGCGAUACCUACUACCAGCUGGGAGCCAUCAAAGAAGCUCUUACAAGUGUUUAUAACGUAACACCAAAGAUCCAGUGCCUUUCUCCAGAAAAGGGUGAAGAAGUACAAACGAUUGGCCAGAUCAAAUUCUGCUUCACUAAGGAUUUUACCUUGAGAAACUGUACCGAGUCAAAGGUUGAUUCCUAUUCUGCGCAUGAAAAUAUGCUCUUUGGUACUGAAGAUCUGUCUAUCUGCAAUGACACCUUGACAAAUUACCCUUCACAUGUGCAACUUUACGAGUGAAGC